Bombyx mandarina (wild silkworm) is the source of this 834-nucleotide messenger RNA. Its product is annotated as homeobox protein MSX-2-like. Lineage: Eukaryota; Metazoa; Arthropoda; Insecta; Lepidoptera; Bombycidae. The record is from RefSeq and is a predicted model, not a curated record.
AUGAAGACUUCGCUCGAAUGCGAGCGCGCCGACACCGCCGAAAGCGGCGGGAAGGGUCGCAUAUCUUUCAGCGUAGACUCCCUACUCGGCAGUAAGAACGAAACACCGCCCAAAGACACAAGCCCAAGCCACAGUCCAGCAGACAGCAAUGAGGCCGCACCGGAAACCGAUGAGAGCGAUGUUGACAUCGAAGACGUGGAGUACAACGUGGGCGAUGACAGAGACGACCGAGAGAUCAACAAUGAUGGAGAGGAGAUGGACAAUAGAAGCGGUGUCGUGGUCCCUCAGCCACUACUGCCACGCCUGUACCAGGGACCGGCGCCGCCGCCCGCCUGGCCCUUCGGGGCUUUCCCCUGGAUGGCCCCUAACCCAAUGUUCCGAGCCGGCUCACCGAAUACUGGCUCUCCGAGUGGACCACCGGUAGUACGAUGUCAGCUUCGCAAGCACAAGCCGAACCGCAAACCUCGGACGCCGUUCACGACCCAACAGCUCCUAGCUUUGGAGAAGAAAUUUAGGGAGAAACAAUAUUUGAGCAUCGCCGAGAGAGCUGAGUUCUCGUCGUCUCUUCGGCUCACAGAAACUCAGGUGAAAAUUUGGUUCCAAAAUCGAAGAGCCAAAGCGAAACGACUCCAAGAAGCCGAGAUCGAGAAACUGAGACUAUCCGCCCGACCACUUCUGCCGCCCUCCUUCGCGUUAUUCGGUAGCGGGGGUGCUCCUCCCCUGUUCGCUGCCAUGGCCGCCGCCUCCAGACCCCAGCUGAGCUUCCUAGGCGGCCCUCCGAGCCAUCAACACGCCAUCAACAUGAACAUAUUAAACUCUCUACAGCCGCAUUGA